GAUCCAAGAAAGGCUCAUGAGCAGCAAAUGAUUCGUAGACGCUUUUAUUAGCUCUUUUCAGCUGCUAUGCGGUCUCCUCUACAUAAUUCUGUACCAUCAGCAUCUUUAUUGAGAUUUCUGCGGGCACAAUCCGAAGGCAUUUCCUUCUUCAAUUCUAACCCCCGGCCAGGUUAUUUUUUCGACCAUGCACCCCAUGUCACAGCUUCUGGUCUAGGAUUUAUCUAUCAUUUACGGCCAUGUCGAAGACUCUUUUCAACUUCACUACUUCGCAGAGUAAAUGUCAAGGCUGGAUUCCCAAAUAUUGAUUUCUUGAGACCGCGAUUGGCCUCCUCGAAUUCGACCUCAAAAGCUAUCCAGCCCAAAAGGACUACACUACCGAGCAAGAAAUCUGCGACUCAGAAUCGCUCACAGACAAGUCGUGGAAUAUCUACGGGCACAAGGAAAUGGCCUUUUAAGCUUUGGUCUUCUAAGAGAGGCGGAAAACCAUUACAACCUGAUGACCUGCCAAGUCGCAGUGAGGACGGAAGAGAUAUAGAUGUGUUUAGUCUAGGGCGCUCGGUAUCUGUGAAGGCUGCCAGUGAGCCUCGGCUACGAUGUACAGAGCUGGAUGAGAAUGGGAAUGUAGUUCUUGUAAAUGGAGAGUUUAAGAAAAGCGAGCUCAUUGCUAAGGUGUGGCAGGAUAUCUUCUCUUAUGGACUUUUGGGCGUGCCAAUACUGAUCGUGUGUAGUAUGGAUUGCUUCCUCGAGAUCUCCGAAAAAUUGAUUCAAGUACCCUUCCGCAUAUCCUUGUCCGCCCUUCUGCUAUUCUCAUCAAUCUUCUCCACCUUCGAGUCCUUAUAAAGUCCAAUAGAGUUUUAAUUUUCGACGCUUAUGGCUCCACCGAUUCCUAUACACAAUCACUCUUCAUGUAUGAUUUAGAAGGGAAACUUCGCCAAAAACAAACUUCUCUAUCAGCAGGCGGCCUUCCCUACGAAUUUCGUGCCCUCGAAGCUGUCCUAAUAUCGGUUACAUCUGGCUUGGAGAAGGAAUUUGAAACAGUGCGGGAACCAGUUGUCAGAGUCUUGAAAGAGUUGGAAGAGGACAUUGAUCGAGACAAGCUUCGCUACCUUCUCAUUUACUCCAAGAAACUCGGCACAUUUGAACAAAAGGCAAAAUUGGUCAGAGAUUCUAUUGAUGAGUUAUUGGAGGCAGAUGAUGAUUUGGCUGCUAUGUAUCUUACUGAGAAGGAUCAUGAUUUAAAGAGAGGAGAAGACGAUCACACAGAGGUUGAAAUGUUGUUGGAAUCCUAUCACAAACUUUGCGACGAAAUUGUUCAAGAGUCCGGGAAUUUAGUUUCCAACAUUAGGAACACAGAAGAAAUGUAUGUUUACAGCCUUUCCUUCUGCUCCGGCUCAUAUGUACUAAUCUAGAAAUCAACAGAGUCAAAGCCAUACUCGAUGCCAAUCGCAACUCCCUUAUGCUUCUUGAACUCAAAAUUUCCAUUGGGACGCUAGGUAUGGGUUCCGGCGCGUUCAUUGCUGCCCUCUAUGGUAUGAAUUUGAAGAACCACAUCGAAGAAUCCGACCUCGGUUUCCUAGGCGUAUCAGGUUGGUGCGGAAUCUUUGCAGCAAUUGUAUGGUUCUAUGGAAUCUCCAAACUUAAAAAGGUUCAACGAGUUAGUAUGUGGGGAGAAAGUGGGAUGCGGGGUCGUAACUGGAGAGUGGCCGAAGAUGAAGCGAAAGCAGUAGAGAUGGAUAAGGGAAGGAGAGAGAGAGGACGGAGAUUAAAAGAGGAGAGGGGAAGUGCUAUGGAAGAGGUUAGGGCAAAGGUGUUGGAGCAGAGAAAAUCAAUUCAUGAUGCUGUCGCCAGCACUGAUGCGGAAAAAAAGGUUGCGGCUAUGGCGGCUAUGGCGUCUAGGAUCGCGGGGCAGGGGCAUGGGCAUGCACAUAUCAAAAAAGGAUUAGAUACCGCUACUGAUACUUAGAGGUAGGGGCUCGCUUAGAUAACAGGGUCGGCUGGUGGUGAAUGUUGAUUGGCGUUCUGGAUAUGUGUGUAUGAGUAUAUGUAUAAGAAUAAGAAUAAAGGAGUUGGGCGUUUCGAUCAAAAGUCAUAUAAAUACGAGGUGGGAAUUUUUUGAAAUGACCAGGGUGGGUUUAGAUUAGAUGGCUGAUAGAUAUAUGAUGGGACUCCUCUCAGAUAUUCUUUUGAUAUGAUGAUAAUCAGAUACUUCACUUUCUUCUCUUCAUUUCGGAUGAAAAUAUA
Molecule: messenger RNA, 2241 nt
Organism: Sclerotinia trifoliorum
Lineage: Eukaryota; Fungi; Ascomycota; Leotiomycetes; Helotiales; Sclerotiniaceae
Source: the annotation of a GenBank genome assembly